AUGAGAGAAAAAUACGAAAGCGAAAAGCAACGAAGCAAAGAUAUCCAGGAUGCUAAAAUCAAAUUGGAUCUUCUGAAAGUGAAGCGGGAUGAGGCAACCAGGUCGGGGGAUACGCAAACCGCUUCAGAUCUCAUAUACUAUGCCAUCCCCGAUGUCGAGAAGCGCAUCGAACAGCUUGAGGCUGAAAGAGCUCGAGUCGACGCGGAAUUAUCUAUUCAGCCAGGAGGGGGAGGGGAAACUCUUCUGGCAGAUGCUGUUGGUCCUGAACAGAUCAAUGAAAUUGUGGCUCGAUGGACUGGUAUUCCCGUUACCAAGCUCAGAACCACCGAGAAGGACAGACUCCUUCAAAUGGAAUCGCACCUCUCUAAGAUUGUCGUUGGCCAGAAAGAAGCUGUUCAGUCCGUAUCAAAUGCAAUUCGUCUCCAACGCUCUGGCCUUAGCAACCCUAAUUCCCCGCCAAGCUUCCUGUUCUGCGGUCCUUCCGGUACAGACGGCCAGGGAAGGAUCGUUGAUGCGAAGAAUUGUAUCGUCGUGAUGACUUCCAACCUUGGCGCGGAGUUCCUUCAGCGUUCCACCAUCGCAAAUGGCCAAAUAGAUUCUACCACUAAAGAACUUGUUAUGGGAACACUGCGGAACUACUUCCUACCCGAAUUCCUCAAUCGGAUUUCCAGCAUCGUUAUCUUCAACACACUAACGAGACGGGAGAUACGGAAAAUCGUUGAUCUCCGACUUGAGGAGAUCCAACAGAGACUAGAGCAGAAUGAUCGCUCGGUGACGAUAGAAUGCACGGACGAGGCCAAGGAUUACUUGGGCAAUGCUGGCUACUCGCCACUAUACGGCGCCCGACCGUUGUCACGACUCAUCGAGAAAGAGGUCUUAAAUCGCCUUGCGGUGUUGAUCCUAAAAGGCGCUAUCAAGGACGGCGAAACUGCACGUGUAGUUAUGGAAUACGGACGAAUCACUGUGCUUCCGAACCACGGUACUGAAAGCGAAGACGAGGAGAUGGUCGGCGAUGACGCGCUCGAGGAGAUGGAGGAAGACUUGGGUGAAGAUGAUCUUUAUGAAUGA
Messenger RNA from Histoplasma mississippiense, 1068 nucleotides. RefSeq lists its product as hypothetical. The transcript has 2 exons. NCBI's taxonomy places the organism in Eukaryota, Fungi, Ascomycota, Eurotiomycetes, Onygenales, Ajellomycetaceae. Bases 1 to 1068 code for a protein of 355 amino acids. Gene Ontology annotation, molecular function: ATP hydrolysis activity; ATP binding. Gene Ontology annotation, biological process: cellular response to heat. The record is from RefSeq and is a predicted model, not a curated record. Gene Ontology annotation, cellular component: cytoplasm; cytosol.